ACUUUUUUUGUCGUUGAAGCGAACACUUAAGUAUGACGUACACGAAGUGCUCAAAGUCCCUCCUCGCUUGCAGUUUAGUGUUCACGUGUGGCUCCAAUGAAGAUGUUAAAGAGACCGAAUAUACUUUUAACCGGUACCCCCGGUGUUGGGAAAACCACACUGGGUAAAGAGUUGGCACAGAGAACGGGACUGACAUACAUAAACGUGGGGGACCUGGCACAGGAAAGUGAGUUGUAUGAUGGAUUUGAUGAAGAGUACCAAUGCCCUAUAUUGGAUGAAGAUAGGGUAGUUGAUGAGCUGGAAGACAAGAUGGGCGAGGGGGGCAUGAUUGUCGAUUACCACGGCUGUGACUUCUUUCCGGAGCGCUGGUUUCACAUCGUGUUUGUGCUCCGCACUGAAAACUCAGUCCUCUACAACAGGCUAGAGAGCAGGGGCUACAAAGGGAAGAAGCUUCAGGACAAUAUCCAGUGUGAGAUUUUCCAGACCAUUUACGAAGAGGCCAUGGAGUCUUACAAAGAGGAGAUCGUGCACCAGUUGCCUAGCAACAACCCUGAGGACCUGGAGAGGAACAUGGAGCAGAUUCUGCAGUGGAUAGAGCAGUGGAUGAAGGAUAACAACUGAACUGGACCUGCCGUUCCACGGAGGCCCCGCCGUCUCCGCCGUCUCCUCGCAGAGUCACCCAGCGGCGCUCCCUUGUCUUGCGUUGCAGGAGAUGCUGUCAUCUGAUUCACAGACCCUGAUUAGCAGUAAUGCUGAAGCUCUUCCGGGCCUGUGAAGUCUGCCGUUGUCGUUCUAUUAAUAUAGCAAGCGCAUGACACAAAAUAUUAUCUUGAACGCUUACCCCAGGGUCACACUUUAUUUUAAGGGUUUAUUUACUGUCAACAACAGCAGCUUUAAUCCAAGGUUCGUUCAUGUUUAGUGACCUAUUUCUAAAGUAAUUGAAAGUAGUUGGCAAGUCGUUGUGUCGUUGGAAUUGGGUUUGGUUGGCUUGAAAACAGUUUAGGAGACAGGAAGAGAGCAGGUUUUGUAUGAUUACAGACUUUGAAGACAUACAGGAAGUCUUUCUCAAAAUGUGUGUUUCUUUUAGUGUUUCUAAAUGUACCACUAUGGAGUCUUUUACAGUUUAGAAAUACUAAAAGAAACUAAUGACAAACGUUUAUAGUUCUGGAAGAUUUAGGAAACUUGUUGUUCAUGUAAAACAGUGCCUCUAAAAAGUGUGACAUGCCCAAACAAUCAAUUUAAACUUGGAUUCAUAUCUAUCCCUUUUGGGGCAAGAAUUAUCUUUUUUUUUUCAUAUUUUAUAAUAUUUAAAACCAAAUUAUUUACUUUUUUAUGUAUAUCAAGAUAAUAUUUUUGUGCAUGUAUUGUAUUGCUUUAAUGUAAAGCAUGUUAGUGGGAGUCUAACCACUAUUUUUGCAUUAGACUCUUAUUCAAAUUUAGACUGCAUCUUGUAUAAUAUAAAUUAUUUCCAUGAAAUACUAGUUUCGGAUAAAGAGAAAGACAUCUUUUGCAUACAAAUGUGUAUGGUUCGACUUCACUCAAUUGAAUUUGAUAAUUCCUCAAAUUGAACAAUGUGUACUGCCUCUGUAUUAGAAUGCAUUGUAUUACAAAAAUUGUGGGGAACUCUUUUGGAAAUGUAGUAAACAGAAACGUGAAUGGCG
Acipenser ruthenus (sterlet) is the source of this 1661-nucleotide messenger RNA. Its product is annotated as adenylate kinase isoenzyme 6-like. The record is from RefSeq and is a predicted model, not a curated record. Lineage: Eukaryota; Metazoa; Chordata; Actinopteri; Acipenseriformes; Acipenseridae. Gene Ontology annotation, molecular function: AMP kinase activity; ATP binding; ATP hydrolysis activity. Bases 97 to 621 code for a protein of 174 amino acids. Gene Ontology annotation, cellular component: cytoplasm; nucleus. The transcript is spliced from 5 exons.